GUGAGCAUAUACAUAAUGCACAGCGCAACAUAAAGGACAUCCACAAGUGAAAGUAAAAGUGCAAAGCAAGGAUUUAGAAUUCUGUCAUUCCUAAAUUGAAGGAAAAAAGUGUUGUGCAAGUAAAAAUUUUGUUUGAAAUGGAAAUCGAAAUAGAUUCCCAGAAGGCUAUUCUGGAUCUGUCGAAAAAAUGUCUGAAGAAAAUACCCAAAACAGACGAUGCCCAACAAUACAAGAUCCUGAUCCUGGAUGACAAUGAGCUGCAAAAGAUCGACAACAUAGAUUCGUAUCUGAAGAUUGAAAAGUUAUCGCUAUGUAAGAAUCAGCUGCUACGGAUGUACGGCGUUUGUCGGUUGCAUUGCUUGCGGGAACUAAACUUGUCCUACAAUGGUAUACUAACUAUUGAGGGCCUAAAGGAUUUAGUUCACCUAACGCACCUAAAUCUGGAAGGAAAUAACAUAAAAACAAUUGAACACCUUAACACCAACACCAAUCUAGAGUACCUUAACCUUUCGGAGAAUAGUAUUGCCACAAUAUCGGACAUUUCCUAUCUUAAGAAUUUGAAGGAACUCUUCAUGAACGGAAACCGAUUGGCCCAUCUGAGGCAAUGCGAUAAGUAUUUGCCUCUGUCGUUGGAAACUCUAACCUUGGCUAAAAACAAUAUAAGUGAUUUGAAUGAAAUCUGCACCCUCAGUCACUUGGCAAAUCUGAACGCCAUUACAGUUACAGAAAAUCCAUGUGUACAGAUGACAGGAAAUACUAUUGGCUUCGACUACAGACCGUUCGUUUUAAAUUGGUGUAUGAGUUUAAAGGCGAUUGAUGGCUUUGUGGUAACUGCUAUCGAAAGUUUAAAGGCAGAAUGGCUUUACAGUCAAGGUCGCGGUCGCCAGUUUCGCAUUGGAGAACAAACCGCAUUAGCUCGAUAUCUGAGCACUGUUUGCCCGCUUUCAGAUGAGGCACUAGAGAACGAGAACGAACGAAAAUUGCGACUGAUCCUGAGCAAAGCGCAACAGCAUCAACGUCAGCUUCAGGAACAGAACUCGAGUGGCGCCGAUGGAACAUCUACCCCCGUCAAUAAUUCCCCUUCUUCACUGAGACGAAAGGCCCAAACUAGUCGGAUACAGUCACCAAGAGUUACUAGACUGAGCGGCCGACAAAACUCUCCGGACACGAUGUCCAGUAGUUAUCAUGGUAACACUUCCAGUAACCUAAUGACUUCCAGUCAGAUUGAUACCUCAACUGGUAAUAAUCAAUUAUUCGAAAUGACUAAAUCACUCAUCGAUAACAUCACUUCGGACAACAUAAUGUCACAGAGCUUAGAUCCCAACAUGUUGAAUAACUCUACAAAUAACAAUAGCUUGAUGAAUGCAUCGAUGCAUGAGAGCAUCGUCCUUACGAAACAAGGUGGCGUAAAUGGAGCCAAUUUAUAUAACGACCAACCACCAGCUACCCAGAUCAUACUGGGUGGCCCACUGGCAGCGGCAUCUAAGAUGGUACCGGUACCGGAAUCUCUCAUGAGUCCAGAUUGUGGGCCGACGAAUUCCGCUGCCAGCAUCGUUCAGCGAAAUUUGGCUAAUUGUGCUAGCCAACCACAACCUCAAACUCCUCAGAUUCCGAAGGCAAUUAAAACCAAAGAUAAUACCCGGGCCGCCGGAAUCCCAUCUGGAAGUGGUGGCAAGAGUUCCAGUCCCCGUCCCACAAAGCGAAAUGCUUCAAACAAUAACAGCAACACUAACAGUGAGCGCUCAUCCCCGUCAAUGUCUCCCCGUAAAACAAUGAUCAAUGUAACGGCAGUGAACCAGUUCCAAUCUGGAGGUCGAAACAUAUCCGGUGGUUCUGCUUCCUUGAAGCAAACCCAGCAGCAGAGUCACUCGAUCCAAGGUACCCCUCCUGAUGGUGGUUCUAGUAAUGCUGUGAGUUCGGAUGAAGACAGCGAGGCUAUCAAUAUCGAUAAAUUAAAAACUAUCCGUAACAAAGCUGCCCAGCAGGGUCAGAUAAGGACUGUUGUCAAGGAUCGCAAAGACAGUGUCGAUAGCAAUAUCCCUGCCAGUCUCAACAAUAAAACCACCGAGAAUUCUGCCAUUUUGAUUCAGAAAAUUUGGCGUGGUUAUCAAACUCGAAAAAAGGGACAGAAUAUUGCGGAUAUAUUACAGAAGAAACGCACUCAGGAUUAUAUUUUAAAACUUACCAAAGACAUGGAGAUGACGAAAACAGCCCUUGAAAAUGAACGUAAAAUUCAACAACUUCAAAUGCAAGCCAUCAAUGCAUUGUGGAAAAAAGUAUCUACGAUGCAGCCAACAUCCUCAGCAAAUGGAACAACUGACUCUCUAAAGUUGGACGUGAUUAACAACGAAAAUAGUUCCGUAUUGGUGGUACAAGAUCUCACCAAAACCUGCUCCAUGCUGAUGAACCAGGUCCAACAAUUGCAAACUUCUGUUCGGGACAUUGUGAACUGUAUGCAGUUUUUUGCUAAUUUACCUCAAGGCACGGCUUCUGCAAAUGUCCCCACCGGUACGGCAGACACUUCUGCCGUCAGCUGCAAAGAUACGUGUGAAACGCAAACCGAAAUCGUGGCUGUUCACACGCCUCAAGUGGAGCAACUUCCGGCUUUUCCUUUUAAAAUCAUAGGUGGAGUUAAACUAGCACGACCCUCAACGUUACCGAUCAGUUCAUCCGAAACCUCACCUAAAAUUACCUCUCAGGAGGGGAAACCAAUAAUCGAAGAGGAAGAGCCAUUGACUUCCAAGGAAAAUAGUGUUCCCGGCGAAGAAGUACCAGCAGAAAUUGAGGCUGAUCCAGGUGAUACUGAAGAGAAUGAUGAUGGCGAACAGAAGGAGUUAGACGAAAAAGAACUGGAAGAGCGAGAAGUCAAAAAGACCAAUGAUAGCGCCAAGGAGUAACUUCUGGCGACCUUCAGAAAAAAUAUUUUACUAAUUGAGCCACCUGAACAACAGUGCUAGUGUUGGCAAUGAAAAGAUCAUUCCAGAUAGAAGAAUUGUGCAUUUCGUGCUCAUUGUGAUUUGCUUUAACAAAAGCUUUUAAUUUUUAAAGUAAGUUUCUUCGAUCAAAUUUCUAUUUCAUAAUUGUAUUUGACAAACCAAACUGUGGACAUUGAUUUUGUUGAAUAUUUGUAAGUUUAAAAUGUUACGGAAAACGCUGUACACUGAUAUUCAGUUUGCCUCGGUUAUCUCGCCACGUACUAUUAUCGUUUUGUUUUUAGAAGUAGAGUGAAUAUAGUUUUUAUCAUUCGUAUAAAUGCAUUAGAAGCUUUUAAUAGACGGUAAAGAUCAAAUGUAGAGAUGCUAUUGCUAUGUCUUACGAAGUACGGAAAAUACUCAAGAAUACUUUACGACAGUUUUUAUGACCAUUAAUAAACCUAAUUUGAUUUUAUAUGAUACAACGUUCGGAAAGAACAAAUGAGUUUCAGUAUUGAUUUAUUUAUUUUUUUUCAUGAAGAAACCAGGCAUGUAUGCCGCUUAUAGAAAAACGCAGUUAGAAAUAAAUUUUUCAUCGAUAAUACAGUCAGCAUUAAUGUUGAACUGAAACGCGUAACCCUGAAUCAAAAUUAGGAAGAAAGUAAAUAGAUAUAUGCUACAAUAGUAAUUACAGUUUCAACAUAAAUCAUAUUGGAAAUUUGUUGUCACAGCGUUUACAAAAAGAAAGGUAGUAGCGAACACCAUGCAUUUCAUAUAUCUGAAAUUUUCAUUUUUUUCAUAGCAUUGCAUCGGAUUAGCCAAUUAUCACAAUAGUAAAGAGCAAAAAGUUUCUAAUAGAUGUAUCAAAUAAAAUUUUAAUAGAUAAUAUACAUUUCUCAAUACUGAUGUUAUGAAAUCGCUUGGUACAUCUUUGUACCUGAAAAUGAUCACAUUUUCAUAUGUGAUGAAAGAAAUUAGAGAAACAUGAACUAUCAAAGAACGAAAGGACAUAAGCCGUAAAUAUCAUGAAAAUUCGAAAAAGAUACAACGGCUCACCGACAGGACUUGAACCUGCAAUCUCCGCUUCGGUACAACGGCGCGUUAGCCAAUUCCAGCACGGUGAACGUGAUGGAACCGGCGAACACGAGCAAUCGAGCUCUGCCGAUCAACUGCUGGACCUUUCUAUCGAAACACCAUGUAUAUCCCGCAUGUGAUCUUUCCCUCUAUUGAUCUCUCUUGUUUCUCUAACCCCACCCAUCGACUCGGGAUUUUAGCCGAGCGAGCACAUGGUCGAUUGCUUCGGGUUUGCCGCAACUUACGGUCAGAUGAAGAAGCAAUCAGUGCCGCUCAAGGUUCCGAGCAGACCAGUUACACAGGGAGGUGUUGCUCUGUUGAAAUCAAUACUGAUGUUAUGAAAUCGCUUGGUACAUCUUUGUACCUGAAAAUGAUCACAUUUUCAUAUGUGAUGAAAGAAAUUAGAGAAACAUGAACUAUCAAAGAACGAAAGGACAUAAGCCGUAAAUAUCAUGAAAAUUCGAAAAAGAUACAACGGCUCACCGACAGGACUUGAACCUGCAAUCUCCGCUUCGGUACAACGGCGCGUUAGCCAAUUCCAGCACGGUGAACGUGAUGGAACCGGCGAACACGAGCAAUCGAGCUCUGCCGAUCAACUGCUGGACCUUUCUAUCGAAACACCAUGUAUAUCCCGCAUGUGAUCUUUCCCUCUAUUGAUCUCUCUUGUUUCUCUAACCCCACCCAUCGACUCGGGAUUUUAGCCGAGCGAGCACAUGGUCGAUUGCUUCGGGUUUGCCGCAACUUACGGUCAGAUGAAGAAGCAAUCAGUGCCGCUAAAGGUUCCGAGCAGACCAGUUACACAGGGAGGUGUUGCUCUGUUGAAAUCAAUACUGAUGUUAUGAAAUCGCUUGGUACAUCUUUGUACCUGAAAAUGAUCACAUUUUCAUAUGUGAUGAAAGAAAUUAGAGAAACAUGAACUAUCAAAGAACGAAAGGACAUAAGCCGAAGUUCACCGUGCUGGAAUUGGCUAACGCGCCGUUGUACCGAAGCGGAGAUUGCAGGUUCAAGUCCUGUCGGUGAGCCGUUGUAUCUUUUUCGAAUUUUCAUGAUAUUUACGGCUUAUGUCCUUUCGUUCUUUGAUAGUUCAUGUUUCUCUAAUUUCUUUCAUCACAUAUGAAAAUGUGAUACAUUUCUCAAAAUUCAUUGACAGACAACACAGAUCUGUAGACAUGUUUAAUAGACACAAACAGUAACAACCAAGCUACGUGUAGAAUAUGCUUUCAGUGAAAAUAGGAAAAUAAUGAUUGCCAAAGAAAAAAAUGAAGUGCACUAAACAUCACUCGAAAUAUUUUUGUUUUCGCUUACAUCUACAAAUAAAGAGAAAGACAAUUGCUGAAGCAAAAUUUGAAAAAAAACGUAUUGAUGUUAAGAACGAAUACAAAGUCUACUUUUUGUCUACACUUAUGCUCGAAAUGGCUUUCGCUUGGUAUUUAAACCAUAAAUAAAAAUUUUCAAAAAUUAAAAGCCAAAAAUUAAGCAGAAGAAUUGCAUCUUUUUGAACAAUUUAUAAAUAUUAUCUAUAAAUAACGAAAUAUAACAAAGUUGAGCUGGGAUAAUGUUUGUACAUAAAUUUAAAUAAAAUUUAAGCAUCGCGUGAUUGGGUCUUCAUUUCAAUGAAUCUCUGUACAAGAAAGGCUUAAAUUGUAUGCCAUGAAAUUUUCAUAACUGUUGAGAAAGCCUCUUUGUUUCCGACUGUAAUAUAGUGGUACUUGAUAACGUUAAACAGAUUUCGUGUUUAUUGAUUGAAGUUUCGAAUAUUCUAGGCAAGGACAAAACUAAUCUUUUACUUACAGUUAUCUU
This is a messenger RNA of Uranotaenia lowii, 5786 nucleotides long. RefSeq lists its product as uncharacterized. Gene Ontology annotation, cellular component: U2 snRNP. The coding region runs from base 138 to 2897 and encodes 919 amino acids. The transcript has 8 exons. Gene Ontology annotation, molecular function: protein binding; U2 snRNA binding. Gene Ontology annotation, biological process: mRNA splicing, via spliceosome. The record is from RefSeq and is a predicted model, not a curated record. NCBI's taxonomy places the organism in Eukaryota, Metazoa, Arthropoda, Insecta, Diptera, Culicidae.